Naegleria fowleri is the source of this 399-nucleotide messenger RNA. RefSeq lists its product as uncharacterized. The record is from RefSeq and is a predicted model, not a curated record. NCBI's taxonomy places the organism in Eukaryota, Heterolobosea, Eutetramitea, Acrasida, Naegleriidae. The transcript has a single exon. The coding region runs from base 1 to 399 and encodes 132 amino acids.
AUGUCACAAGGUUUUUACUCCAUUAAUUCAACAACAAACGAGUCGGUUGAACAACGACGCAAGGAUGUUAUUGCUGUCAUUGAGAAUGGAUCAGCUCGCACUUGUCCAUUCUGUUUGAAUGAUAUUCCUAUCAGUAAAUUACUGGGUCACAAUAAGGUAUGCAUGUUCUUGUAUGAACAAGAAACAGAUUCUGGACAUGCCUGUUAUAUUAAACAUUACGAGUCCAUUAUUGAAAAAGAAUCAAAAAAGAGGAAAUUGGACUCAAUAUCUCCAGACUCUCUCCAAAAUUCUCAAUCAUCAAGUUCAUCUCAACCAUUGAAUGCAAAUAGUUCAUCAAGUACUAACGCCUCUCAAUCCAACUCUCAACCUGAGUUAAUAUUUGAAAGGGAGAAAUAUUAA